Molecule: messenger RNA, 5395 nt
Organism: Drosophila navojoa
Lineage: Eukaryota; Metazoa; Arthropoda; Insecta; Diptera; Drosophilidae
Gene: Cngl
Product: Cyclic nucleotide-gated ion channel-like
Biological process (GO): monoatomic ion transport; transmembrane transport
Cellular component (GO): membrane
Molecular function (GO): intracellularly cyclic nucleotide-activated monoatomic cation channel activity; protein-containing complex binding
Source: RefSeq, a predicted model, not a curated record
UUCGUGUGCAUUUGCAAUUGUGAAAAUGCAUUGCUGAAAUAACUGAAAUUGUCCUUGGCCCAAGUUAUUCUAACUAAUUGCUAAAAUCUCAACUAAUUUGUGCUGCAAUUUAUUUUUACAUUCUGACAGCAAUCUGUGCCUACCUUCUGGCUCAUCUGCGAUUCACUGACAGAUGUUGUAUUUAUCUUAGAUAUAAUAGUUCAAUUACGUACUGGCUAUCUGGAGCAGGGCCUAAUGGUAUAUGAUGACAGGAAGCUGGCCUGCCACUAUGUGCACUCGCGUGAGUUCAUCUUCGAUAUGAUUGCGCUGAUACCCCUGGAUCUGCUACAGUUGAAGAUGGGCACGCAUCCGCUACUGCGUUUUACGCGCUUUUUUAAAGUAUAUCGAUCUGUGAGAUUUUAUUACAUCGUAGAGAGUAGAACAGUUUGGCCAAAUUUAUGGCGCGUUGUUAAUCUAAUUCAUAUCCUAUUAAUAUUGGCCCAUUGGUUCGGUUGUUUCUAUUUUUUGCUCUCCGAGGCGGAAGGCUUUCAGGGCGAUUGGGUCUAUCCGUAUAGGCCCGGUGACUAUGCGACGCUGACCCGAAAGUAUUUGGGCAGCCUGUAUUGGUCCACCCUAACGCUAACUACCAUCGGUGAUUUGCCCACCCCUGAGACGAAUGCAGAACCGAACUUUUCGGUGGACGGCCCUCGUUCAAUACCAAGGCGUGGCAUCAAAUCACGACUGCUACAGUUUGGCUCUAGCUAUGGGUAUAUUUUUACGAUCGUUAGUUACCUGAUUGGCGUUUUUAUCUUUGCAACUAUUGUGGGCCAAGUGGGUAAUGUGAUAACGAAUCGUAAUGCCAAUCGGCUAGAGUUCGAGCGUUUACUUGAUGGGGCCAAGACCUAUAUGAGGCAUCAUAAGGUGCCGGGCGGAAUGAAGCGGAGAGUGCUGCGGUGGUAUGACUAUAGCUGGUCGCGGGGUCGCAUACAGGGUGGGGGUGAUAUAAAUACGGCGUUGGGCCUGCUGCCCGAUAAGCUGAAAACCGAAUUGGCCUUACACGUCAACCUGAGCGUACUGAAGAAGGUGACCAUAUUCCAAGAGUGCCAGCCGGAGUUUCUGCACGAUCUGGUGCUGAAGAUGAAGGCGUACAUCUUUACGCCGGGUGAUUCGAUCUGUCGCAAGGGCGAGGUGGCUCGCGAGAUGUUCAUCAUAGCCGAUGGCAUCUUGGAGGUGCUCAGUGAAACGGGCAAGGUGCUGACCACCAUGAAGGCGGGCGAUUUCUUCGGUGAGAUCGGCAUACUCAAUCUGGAUGGGCUGAACAAGCGCACAGCGGAUGUCCGCUCAGUGGGCUACUCGGAGCUGUUCUCGCUAUCGCGCGAGGACGUGCUCGCCGCCAUGAAGGACUAUCCGGAUGCACAGGAGAUCCUGCAGACGCUCGGACGCAAACGCCUCAUGGAGGUGCGCUGCGUGAACAAGAAAUAUGCGAAGGCGCAAAGCGACAAGGAGGCCGCUGCCUACGCCGCGGCCCAUCCGCAUCACCCGCAUCCGCACGCGCACCAUCAUCAGGUGCAUCAGAGCGACAGCAGCGAGAACAGUGCCUCGAAGAAGAUCGUGGACAAGCUGAAGCACGAUGUCAAAGGCUUUCGCAAUGUGCUGAAAAAGUCCCGAACGUCCCGUAAGAGCGACGAGUCGCUGGAAAUGCAACCGCUGCACAAUACCUCACCACGCGGCAGUAAGAUCAUGCUGAAGCGCAUGUCGCGCGUUCGCUCCGACGACAAGGACGCGGACAGCGCCGAGGCCAAGGACGAGCUGCACGACAAGACGCCCAGUCCCAUUGGGGCGGGGCUGCCGCUGCUGCAGCGGCUGCGCCUGCUCAAAGAGAAGCAGGAUCGCGAAGAGCGAGCUGUUAAGUCCACACCACCACAGAAAUCUCCACCUCACUCACAUGUAACGUGUACGUUAUCGCCGCAGGAAUCGAUACAGGAAGAGCCCGAACGCGAGUUCAACGAAGGCUUUCCGCUGAUCCAGCGAUUGCAGCAGUUGAAAAUUAAAAAUGAGCCACAAUCGGGUGCUGGCAGCGAGACCCAACUCGUCAUGGUAAACACGCCGCCCAACAUCAGCAGCAAGGUGGACUUUGCGGCGGCAACGGGUGUGGGCGGUGCUGGUGGGGCAGCGAGUGGUGCUGCGGGUGCUAGCCAAAGUCUGACCGUUGCCCAAAUCAAGCCCAUCAUGAAAGUCUCCUUCAAGCAGAAGAUACAACAGCUGCAGGGCGUGGUGCCGGCCAUACCAAGUGGUGCCGGCCACAGCAGCACCACAAGCACGUCCGGGACCACCAGCACCACCGGUGCCAUAGCCAAAAAGGAACCACCCAAAUCGCUGGCCGUGGUGGCCAAGCAUGGCGGCCCAGCGUUGCCAGCGUUGCCAGCCUUGCCAGCGUUGCCAGGGCUGCCAAUGGAGCCAACUAUUGUGGGCGGUGCAGUUGGGCAGAGCUUGGCCGCCACCGGCAGCCUGUCGAAGAAGCCGCUGAGGCCGUUCACACCACAGCAAUCGGACACGGACACCGACGGCACGCCCAUCAAGCCCUGGUCCAAGCUGAAGCUGGCCACGCUCAUCUCGUCGAGCUACACGAGCUUAAACAACUGCUCACCGGACGAUCUGGCAACGCCGCUGAAGAACUACUCGCUGAGCAAUAUACCACAGCAAAUGGAGAGCACCGCCAACGCUCGACCACGCCACCACAGUGCCCGCAGCUCCCGCCACAGCCACGGCCAUGGCCAUGGCCAUGGACACGGGCAUGGGCAUGGGCGUGGCCAUGGCUCUACCUCGAGCACCUGCUCCUCGAGCACGCGCAGCACGCUGACCACGGCGCGCGAUUGCCUGCGCCUGCAGAAGCCGGAGCAGAAGCUGCCCGAGGGCGAGGCCACCACGGGCGGCCGUAAACUAUAUCAGAGCGUGUUCGAUCUGUCGCCGGAGUAUUGUGGACUGCCGUUCGUGAAGCGUCUGAAGAUAUUGAAUGAGCGCCAGAAGCUGGCCGAGCUGGAGAAGGCGCUGCAGACGCGCAGCUUCAGCCUGGACUGCUCCAAGUCGAGCAGCGGCAACAACAACGAGGCGCCCAUUGCGGAGUCACUGUACCGCUGCUAUAGCGACACCUCCGGCAUCUACUCACAGUUUCUGAGCACCUACGAGUCGGCCACCACCACCAGCAGCUCCACGUCCACAUCCAUUUCGACCAACACAUCCACAUCGGACGGCAACUCGAAGCAGCAGCUGAAGCAGCUGGACUACAUGCCCCUUAGCCCCGAGUCCAACGAGACGGUGGAGCGGCGCAAGCUGAAGAGUAUACUGAAGAAGAUGCAGCAGGGUGCUGCUGCUGACGAUGCUAGUGGUGGUGGUGGUGUCGGUGGUACUGCCGAUGGUGAUGCCCAAGACGAGGCGAAUGCCAAGACCAAGACCAAGGCCAAGGCCAAGGCCAAGACCAGUGCACUGUCGAGGGGGCUGUUAAUGGAGCCGACCUUGGAAGGCCCGCCCUCCAGUGCCACAGAGGAGGGGCACUUCGCGGCCCUCGGUGGUGGUGGUGCUGCUGCUGUUGCGGCUGCUGUUUGCCUCAACAACAACAACAACAGCAGCAAAAGCAACAGCACGCAAUACGGUUCCGGUUCGAGUACGGGUAUAAGCACGGGCACGGGUACGGGUACGGGCACGGUUACGGGUACGGUCAUCGGUUCGGGCAACGGCAAUGACAGUGUGGCAACGUCACGAACAAUGCUGCCAGAUCAGGCUGUCUGGUCGCCGACGUUGGCAUUGGUAACGCCAACGAAUUCGCCGCAAGAGUAUUUCGCCGCAUUUGAGCCGCAGCUGAUGGGCGGCAACGGCGUCAUCGCUGGCGUUGGCAACGGCUCAACGUCUAUCGCAUCCGCAUCGGCAUCCGCAUCCACAUCCGCAUCGGCAACCGCAUCCGCAUCGUAUGUGGUCGAAUGCUCGUCGAAUACCGAAUUUCAUGCCCAAUCCACAACAUCCACAGAUUUGAAUUUGAAUUUGCAGCUCCGGCAGAACACGACCAAUGCGAGCAGCCAGGCGGGUCAGCUGCCCAAACUGGAAGGCUUUCCAGAGGCGCAGGACUACUUCAAUCAGAUACUGAGCGGCAUCAAUCACGUGAUCAAGACGCACAUGAACGAAAUGCACUCGAAGUUCGAGUCGCAGUUCUCGAAUAUGGCCGGCGAGGUGAGACGGCGCGAUGCCAUCAUUGCCCAGCUGCAGCUGAAGCUGCGCUCCAUCGAACAGAAACCGGCGAUGCCAUCGACGACGCGCCGCAUCAAGCGGGAGAAGCUGCCCCAGCUAUCCGUCGACGACGACGAGCCGGCCGAGCAGGAUAACAGCAGUUCGGGCUCCUCGGCCGAGUUGCUCUUCAUGCGCGGCGACUCGUUGGACACUGUGUUCACCUCCUCGCCACCCAUCCAGGGCCGGCGCAGCAUAUCGCCCGGCCCCAGCCGGUAUCAUGCGGCCUCGGCGAAUGCGCUCAACUGCCCGAGCAGCUACUACAGCGGGCCGGGCACCUUGGCAACGCGACACGCGCAGAGCCACCCCAGCUUCUAUGCGCCGCACAGCAGCCGGGGCGGGGCCGCUCUGCCCGGCUAUCGGGACUGGCAUGAGCAGGGCCUGGGGAUGGGCAGCAGCAUGGGCGGCGGCCUGACGGCCGAUAGCAGCAGCAGCAGCAGCAACGCGGCGGCCAUGAUGAUCUCCGACGUGACGGGCAAUCUGACCCGGCUCUCGGACAGCGUCAUUCUCGAUAUCGGCGAGAGCUCCAGUUCGAGUUCAUCGUCCAGCAAGGUGAACGUCGAUGUGGACGACGACGACGAGGACGACGACGAGGCCGAGGACGAGCUGAGUGGCGCGGCACUCGUGGCGGCCACAGGCAGCAGCAACAACGACUGGGAGGUGCAAAUGCUGGCCGCCGAAAUGGAGAGGCAGGAGCGCAAGCGGGGCCACUCGCUGUCCGACAACCUGGGCGAGCUGCGGCACUGCAGCACGUUCCUGCGCAGACGCCGCAAGUUCAGCGACACCGAAACCGAGUGCAGCGAAACGGACGCCGAUGAGCGUCUGGCAGCCGGCAUCGGAGCCAGCGCAAGUGGCAGCGCCGGCGGCCAGGCGAGCGCAACUGUUGAGGCGGACGCCACAGCCAGUGGCAGCAAUCGACCGCGCGCCUCCAGCCUGGAUCAGUUCAACCUGCGCUAUGGCAUCGGGCGUGGCAUCUUUAAAGCAAUGAGCAUCGAUCGGGACAAAGACAAGCUUUGAGAACUAUAAUCACAGGAGGACCACGCGAGCACGGACAGACACGACUAACCAUCGGACAGUAUUACGGAAGGUACAACACAUACAGGACACUACACCUGGGUACAUUAUAUGAUUAGCCCUAAAA